UCUGGCCACUUUCUCGAUGAUCCGUAGCAAUGUUGGUGCCGUUCAGCCCAAUGGGGCGGCAGGUAGCCUAGUGGUUAGAGUGUUGGGCUAGUAACUGAAAGGUUGCUGGAUUGAAUCCCUGACCUGUCAAGGUGGGCCUGUGGUCAUUGUGCGAGUGACUAGUGAAUUUGAAAAGAGGUGGUAUUAUUCGAUGGCCAGCCAGACUGCCAGAGGAAUCCCUUGAUGAGCAGAGAGAUGUUUGGAGGCCUGUCCAUCUCAACACCAAGCCAGGAACCAGGGACACCCAGGCUCAUGCGCACCAACUCUGACUUCUGCAGAGACCUGGACGGUCAACUGAAAGGCUGCUUCGAUGGUCCAGCUCUGAGCAGUGACUUCCUCAAUGAAGACCCCGUCUCUCUAAAAAAUGAUUUUUUCAAAGAGUUAAGGGAUCUAGGCCUGGAGAACUCUGGGGCAACAUGUUCAACCAUGGAGGAACCCCAGCCUGCUGUGACCAACACCAUGCUCCUGGAGACCACCACCCCUGGGCCUGACUCUCCAAGCCAACCGCCAACUGUCUUCCCUGUGGACCUGGACGCUGAGACUGCCCCUUCCCUUCAGGAGCUCUUCCAGCCACAGAUGUUCCCUGAAGUGUUCGGACCAGGCUGUGGUAUAAGUAGCACUGACCUGCUGCUGCCUACCAGCACACCCCCUCCUGGUUACUCACCAGCCUGUGGAUCCACCCAGGGUGAUGAUGGACCCAAUAGGGGCUCUAUGAACAACCUCAAUCUGGACCCGAACUCAGCCCAGACAACACCGCUACUAUCCCAGCAUGCCCUGCCACAGGUGGAACAGGCUCAGCGCUCUCAGCUCUGCAAUGACUCCAUCUUUGAGCCAGGGUUUAGCCCAGCCCACCCCUGGUCCCAGGUGGUGAAGUUUGAUGCUACCCCCCAGGCUCCCACCACCGCGCAUCCUUCUGACACCAUGGAACCCACUGACACCACCACUCUGCUCUCCCAGCCCAGCAGCCCUCUGCCAAUGAGCACUAGGGACGCCGGCCAGAUCCACAUCCAUGUCACCGGGGUCAAUGAGGUGGUUGUCAUGGUGACAGAGGUGGAAGGAGAGGAGGUGGAGGAGCUUCAGAGCCUGAUGACCAUAGCGCCCCAGUCAUCGUGCUGCCAGCUGGUGAUGGAACAGCCAGAGAAUGCAGUGAGAGAGGAAGAGGGGGAUGAGGAGAAGAAGGAGAAGCCUGGACGCUGUUGGAGUGGAGGGUGCUGUUUCUUCUCUUGCAUGUCGAGCAAGACAGAGCAAUGAA
This is a messenger RNA of Oncorhynchus keta (chum salmon), 1291 nucleotides long. RefSeq lists its product as uncharacterized. NCBI's taxonomy places the organism in Eukaryota, Metazoa, Chordata, Actinopteri, Salmoniformes, Salmonidae. The transcript is spliced from 3 exons. Bases 223 to 1290 code for a protein of 355 amino acids. The record is from RefSeq and is a predicted model, not a curated record.